Eriocheir sinensis (Chinese mitten crab) is the source of this 1233-nucleotide messenger RNA. Its product is annotated as glutamate receptor ionotropic, delta-2-like. The transcript has 6 exons. NCBI's taxonomy places the organism in Eukaryota, Metazoa, Arthropoda, Malacostraca, Decapoda, Varunidae. Gene Ontology annotation, molecular function: glutamate-gated receptor activity. Gene Ontology annotation, cellular component: membrane. The record is from RefSeq and is a predicted model, not a curated record. The coding region runs from base 178 to 1233 and encodes 351 amino acids.
CAUGGGAAAUAAAAUGGUUUAUUUUCUUACGACGUGUAACUCGUAACUUGGCUGGCCGGCGGUCACUGUAGGCUGCUUGGGAGGGACAGGUCGUCCUAACACGGUGGCUUUUGUUGCAGGUUCCCUCGCGCCCCGUCGUUGGUGGUGGGGGGAGUGGGCUGGACACCCCACGUGGUAAUGACCUACCGCUCAGACGGGAGCAUCGAAGAUGUCUCGGGGGCCAUGGGCAACGUGCUGCGGCUGUUCGCCGAGACUCUCAACUUUACGUACAAGGUGAUAGAGCCUGCGGACGGCACUUGGGGCUCCGAGCUGUCUGACGGAACCUGGUCGGGCAUGUUGGGCCAAGUAGUGAACAAGGCAGAUCUUGCCCUGGGUCCCUUCGGCACCACGGUAAAGAGGAUGAAAGUGGUGGACUACACGGCGUCGCUUCAUUACGGUGACCGCAAGAUCCUGUCCAGGAAGGGUGAGCCGGAGAUCGACUCUUGGGGCUUCCUGUACCCGCUGACGGCGUCGGUGUGGGUGGCGGUGGUGUUGACCUUGGCCCUGGCGUGGCUGGUGACGAUGGUGAUGGCGCGGCGCCCCGGGAACGUGACGCCUUUCAACUGGGGAGGAAAAUUGUUACUCAGUUACCUGCGGGUCUUCUUCAACCAAGUGUAUAUUCUGCCAUUACUGCCAGGACUGACGUGGCGGGCAGCUCAGGGCUGCGCCGGGCAGGCCGUGCUGGGGUCGUGGGCGCUAGUGGCGGCCAUGGUCUUUUGGAGCUACACGGGUACUUUGAUCGCCCAGCUGACGGUGCGGCACAUCUCGCAGCCCAUCCAGACCCUCAGAGACCUGCUCGACGACCCCGGCAUCAUACUCUACAUACUCGCAAAUAUCAGUGUCACCGAAAUUAUAUCAGUAAGCAUUUUUUGCAUUAUAAUAAGUAAAGUCUGCCUUAGAAGGAAAUAUAGACUUAAAAUAAGCAUGAAGGACGGGGAGCUGAAGGAGAUGUAUGACCUUGAGAAGAUUGGUCGCCUCCGGUACCACGAAGCGCUCCCCACGUCGGAGAUCCUCUACGGCCGCAGCGCCACCCUCUACACCACCCUCACGCAGGACAUGACGAUCGCCACCUACUUUAAGGAAACAAAGCGGUGUGAUUUCUACAAAUCAAAAGAGGGACUUUUUACCGUUAACAGCCACUGCAUGAUCGGCCAGAAGAACAGCCCCUUAACGGAGGCUCUGAGCCAUAAGUGA